AUGCUCGAGUACGGGAGAGUCGUUUUAACACUGAGUGAUGUUUUAUUACCAGCUGAAAAAUUGUAUCCAAAUCCAACACCUUCAAUGAACGAAGGUUUGCCUUAUGACAUCGAGUACGAUUUGAGAUUGAUCGGGUGUGAACUUAUUCAAACAGCAUGUCUACUGCUAAAAUUACCACAAACUGCAGUGGCAACAGGUCAAGUAUUAUUUCAUCGUUAUUUUUAUUCGUCAUCCUUUGUUCGUCGACAAAUGGAAAUCGUUGCGAUGGCUUGUACGAAUCUUGCAGCUAAAAUAGAAGAAAAUGCUCGACGAAUAAGAGAUGUUAUCAAUGUAUUUAAUCAUAUCAAACAAGUACGAUCGGGAAAAACAAUUCAUCCUUUACUCAUUGAUCAAGUUUAUGUCGAUCGAAAGGGUGAAGUGAUCAAAGCGGAACGACGUAUACUCAAGGAACUUGGAUUUUGUGUUUAUGUUAAACAUCCUCACAAAAUGAUCACAGUGUAUUUGAAAGUGUUGGAAAAAGAACGAGAAAAAGAUUUAGUACAAACAGCUUGGAAUUAUAUGAAUGAUAGUUUACGUACGGAUGUUUUUCUACGUUUUACUCCGGAGACAAUUGCGUGCGCGUGCAUCGAUCUCGCUGCGCGAUCACUUCAAAUUGCUUUGCCUAAAAGUCCGCCUUGGUACGUCAUAUUUGGUGCACGCGCGAAUGAAGUUCAUUUCAUUAUGUUCUCCAUUUUGCGUUUGUAUCGACAUCGGCCGAAAUCGAUAGAAGAACUUGAAAAACUUGUGAAUGCUGUUCGCGAAAAGAAAGAAGACGAACGAAAGAAACCGCGAACAGAUGUUAUUCAAUCGACUGAAUUAGGUAAUACUUCGCCACCACAACCAAUGGCUCAAAAUUCGAUUUCCUCAACAAUAACUAAUACGACGACGACUGUUAUUCAACACGAUGUUGCGACAGUGAUUUCAACAACACAAGAAGUCACCAACAUAACAACAACAACGACUACUACUACUACAAAUGGAAAAAGUUCGAAACGGCAUGAGAGAGGAACUUCAAGAGAAUCAUCCACAGUGAAUACACAUCGAUACCAUCGUUCAAGAAGAAGACGAAGUAGUACGAGAAGCAGAUCAUCAUCUCAGUCGUCUUCACGGUCUUCGAAUCAUCGUUCUCAAAAGAAAAAGAAAACUUCACAUCGUAGUCGCUCACGUUCUCGUUCGUCAACGCCACGGAAACGAAAACAUCAGAAAGAUAAACGACAUCGUAGUCGUUCAUCGAAUCGUCGGAGAAAAGACAAGAAACGACGAUCGCGUUCUUCAUCACCUGAAGAAAACCAUUAUUCACAUAACAACAAACAUCCACUAUCAACAAAAGAUACGAAUAACAAUCUUCAUCAACGUUCACAUCAUCACUCAUCGAAACAUUCAAAUGGUGUUUCAUCGUCAUCGUCUCAUAAAAAAUUAAAAAACUAG
Messenger RNA from Adineta ricciae, 1467 nucleotides. Lineage: Eukaryota; Metazoa; Rotifera; Eurotatoria; Adinetida; Adinetidae. The record is from the annotation of a GenBank genome assembly.